Messenger RNA from Chrysochloris asiatica (Cape golden mole), 687 nucleotides. RefSeq names its product chromosome unknown open reading frame, human C17orf64 (gene CHCT1). Bases 1 to 687 code for a protein of 228 amino acids. The record is from RefSeq and is a predicted model, not a curated record. Lineage: Eukaryota; Metazoa; Chordata; Mammalia; Afrosoricida; Chrysochloridae. The transcript is spliced from 6 exons.
AUGGAAGCUUCAGAUGGGCAAGGGGGUGAAGGGCACGAGCCACAAGAGAAGGUGAUUGAUGUGCCCUGCAUAGAGAAGAGUUCCAGAACCAUCCCUGCUGGAGACUCACUUGUGUGCCAUGCCGAGGGCCUGAGUCAGGACACCUUCAAAAUUUGUAAAGAAUACCUAAGGCCUCUGAAGAAGUUCCUGAGAAAGCUACACCUGCCAAAGGACCUUCCCCAGAAAACGAAGCUGAAGAACAUGAAGCGGAGCCUGGUGGUCCUCGGGGACCACAUCAAUACCUUUCUGCAGCACUACUGCCGAGCCUGGGAAAUCAAGCACUGGAGGAAGAUGCUCUGGCAAUUUGUCUCUCUCUUCUCUGAACUGGAGGCGAAGCAGCUUCGUAGGCUCUACAAGUACACUAAGAACAACCAGACAGCCAAGUUCCUGGUGACAUUCUGCCCCUUGGACCCUCCGGAGGACUCCUUGCAGACAGACCAGGAAGACAGUCUGCCCAAACUCUGCAAUGCCUGGGGGCUGCAGAGCAACAUCAGUGGCAUGAAGGAGAGGCUGUCCAAGAUGCAGACACCAAGCAGUACGGUGUCCCUGCUGGACGAGUCCAGGUCCCAGGUCUAUGACAGGAGAGGUCCUUUAAGGCAAUUGACUCAAAAACCCAAACUGAAGAGACUGAGAAUUAAAAAAGCCUGA